Messenger RNA from Purpureocillium takamizusanense, 3591 nucleotides. RefSeq names its product Oxysterol-binding protein 3 (gene OSH3). Lineage: Eukaryota; Fungi; Ascomycota; Sordariomycetes; Hypocreales; Ophiocordycipitaceae. The coding region runs from base 224 to 3154 and encodes 976 amino acids. The transcript has 3 exons. Gene Ontology annotation, biological process: maintenance of cell polarity; piecemeal microautophagy of the nucleus; ER to Golgi ceramide transport. The record is from RefSeq and is a predicted model, not a curated record. Gene Ontology annotation, molecular function: sterol binding. Gene Ontology annotation, cellular component: perinuclear endoplasmic reticulum; cytosol; plasma membrane.
CCUGUCUGUCCGCCCCGUCAGCCGCCCUACAUCCGCCCAGCCGUCUCAGCUUUCCCACCUUACGUCUCGCACGCCUCGGUCAUCAGCAUCGUCCGCACACGACUGCCGCGACUCGUCUGCCCGCUCGCUAUGGACCGUCGACUGUAGAAACAGCGUCGCCAGCAUCUAGUCUUGCCGCCAUUGUUGCCAUUGUUGCCAUUGCCCGCCGUUGGGCGCGUGUAAAAUGGCCGGCAUCGAGAAGCUCGAGGUGCACAGCAAGUCGUACAUCGUCCGCUGGGUCAACGUCGACGACGACAACACGCUGUCAUGGAGCAUCCAACCUAACAAGAAGUCCAUAAACUUUGGCAUCGUCAAGCAUCCUGGCAGCGGCGCCACCACGAUCCUCGCCUCCAAUGGACAGUUCCUCGACUCGUCCCAGACGCAGGGCGUCACCGACGGCAAGUCGAGUCGCUUCAAGAAGGAAGCCACCGCGCAGGACCUUUUGACGAGCAAAGGAUUCAUACCCAUAGCAUGGCACGGGAAAUGCGAGGCCGACAAGGUCUCAAUGGGCACCUACGAUGUGCCGUACGGCCAGGGCGGCAUGUACGGCCUCGUCUUUGACAACACCUUUUCCAAGCAGACGUCCAAGACGGCCACCUUCGUCGUCCUCACGUACCCUACUGGCGUCGCGCCGCAGAUGGCGAACCACCUCCCCAAUCUCCAGAUGCCCAACGCACAGUCGAGCCAGACCAGCCUCGGUAAACAUAGCAGCCCCCGCAACGAGGCUGGUCCGUCCACCUCUGUCGAUAGCCUUCACAGCCAACACGCCCGAGCCCGAGCUGCUACUGCUACGUCGGCGAGGAGCGAUACUACCGCACAGCAACCUUACCACGUCGGUACCCUGUCCAAGCGAAGACGCAAGAAGGGCCAAGGCUAUGCCCGCCGCUUCUUCUCGCUCGACUAUUCAACUUGCACCCUUUCCUACUACUACAACCGCAACUCGUCGGCCCUUCGUGGCGCAAUCCCCCUAAGCCUGGCUGCUAUUGCUGCGGACGAGCGGCGACGGGAGAUCAGCAUCGACUCCGGCGCCGAGGUGUGGCAUCUGAGAGCCCCAAACGACAAGGAAUUCCAGGAUUGGGCACGCGCUCUCGAAAGGGCUAGUCGUGUCGCCAGAGGUGUAGAGACUGUCCAACAACCUGCGAAGCCCAAGCUCCAGAUCAACCAUAUCCCCGCGAAAUCUCCUCAGGAGCACAACCGACUUGAGGAUGUUGAAUGGCAGCAGGUCGAGACUUUGGUCAGCCGUGUCGUUGGCACGCGCGAUGCUCUUCGACGACUGACAAAGGAAGUGGCCUGCCUGCCGAAGCCAUCUCCCGCAGGGCAGUACCUGUCGCCUGGUUCUGCCGUAUCCACCGACGAGGCAAAGGACGGGUAUUUUGCCACGCCGCCGGAGAAGAAGCCGUUCUGGAAGCGCAAAUCCAGCGCCUCGGCGUUGUCGUCGGCGACCUUGCAGCUGUCUACGCCAUCCGUGGAUACUGCGACCGGCCCAGCGUCUGUCAAUGGCAGCAAGGCCAAGCGCAAGUCCCGUGGUGCCGCACAGGAGGAGAAGUCCAUACACGACCACUGCGAAGCCCUGCUAGCUGACCUCGAUGCGGUCGUCAACCAGUUCACCACUCUCAUCUCUAACAGCAAGCGGCGACGGCUCCCCAUCCCGCAAUCUGCCGGCGGCGCUUCGCGCAUGAGCAUUGAGACGACAUCGACAGAUGAGUUCUUCGACGCUGAGGACGCUAAGUCUGCUGUGAUGAAGAUCGAUGGUAGCGAGGACGAAUCUACGCACACGGAAGUCGAGGAAGAGGUGGACAUACAGGAUAGCUCUUCCAUCUCGUCGAUGGAAGACGACGAGCCGGUCGGUACCGACAGCGCCGGUUAUCUGUUCCCAUCUAAGCCGAAGAAUCUGCUGCCCCUACCCAUAGAGAAGCCGGUAUCGAGAAGGACUCAAAUCCCCCCCGCGAUGGUACAGCCGCCAAGCCUGAUUGCAUUCGUCCGCAAAAAUGUCGGCAAAGACCUAAGCACUAUUAGCAUGCCGGUGUCCGCCAACGAGCCCACGUCGCUCCUGCAGAAGGUCGCAGAGCAACUGGAAUAUGCGCAGCUUCUGGACAAGGCCGCCAGGCAAAAAAGCCCGACGGAGCGCCUGUUGUUCGUUACGGCCUUUGCCGUUUCGCAGUUCAGCAACGGCCGUGCCAAGGAGCGUGCGAUUCGGAAGCCAUUUAACCCAUUGCUCGGCGAGACAUUUGAACUCGUUCGCACAAACAAGGAGGUUCCGGGAGGCUUCCGUCUCCUCGUAGAGAAGGUGCAGCACAGGCCAGUGCGGCUGGCGAUGCAUGCAGACUCUGCCAACUGGUCGUUCUCGCAGUCACCCGCGCCCGGCCAGAAGUUCUGGGGCAAGAGCGCCGAGAUCACAACGGAGGGCCGUGUCAGGAUCGUGCUGCGCCUGUCGGACGGCAGUGACGAAUUUUACUCGUGGAACAUCGCCACCAUGUUCCUGCGCAACGUGGUCAUGGGCGAGAAGUAUGUCGAACCAGUGGGCACCAUGCACGUGGUCAACGACAGCACUGGCCACAAGGCCAGCGUCGAGUUCCGAAGCAAGGGCAUGUUCGGCGGCCGAGCUGAAGACGUUCACGUUGAUACGUUCAGCCCCGACGGCAGCAACACGGGCAGCGGCCUCACGGGCACGUGGACCAGCGGGCUGCGCACGGUCGGCCCUGGCAAGGCGGCGAGCGAGGAGGUGUGGAAAGCCGGGUCGUUGGUGGACAACGCAUCGCAGACGUACGGUAUGACGCUCUUUGCGGCCACCCUCAACGAGAUAACAGACGUGGAGAAGGGCAAACUCGCACCAACAGACAGCCGACUGCGUCCUGACCAGCGCAUGGCGGAGAAGGGCGACCUGGACGAGGCGGAGACGUGGAAGCACAAGCUCGAGGAGGCCCAGCGCGCCCGGCGUCGGGCCAUGGAGGACCGCGGGGACUCACACAAGCCGCGCUGGUUCGUCAGAGCAGAGGAGUCACCUGAGGGUGAGGAGGUAUGGAAGAUCAAGACGGGCAAGGACGGCUACUGGGAGGAGAGGGCCAAGGGUAACUGGACGGGCGUCGAGGCAAUCUUCGACGUGCCCAACGAAUGAUGACCGAUGGAACGCGUUGUGAUGUGUGGUAUUCGGAAGAUGAACGGGCCGCAUUGAAGUCGUGGCCCCUGCGGCCAGUGUUGCGACUGUCUUCGCUUCUUUGCUCUUUGGGAAUUCACAUGGCGGAGCCGCCUCGUCUACCUACUGUCGCUGAUCCCUUGCCGCUGACGCCUUGUGACUGUGACCGUACAAGACUGCAUCAUGGUACUCCGUACGUGGUAUCCUCUGGGCUUCACGUGAGGACCCCUGCCGAAAUUGCCGGCCGCAUCGUUUCGAGAAAUUUUGCAUAAAAUGCCAAGCAAGUGUGAGCGCUCGCGGCAAGAAGCUGCUGACUGGGCAGCUGGCGCCUGAUAUGGUUUGGCGGAGAGAGAGGGCACGGCACGGAGCCGUGGAAGGGCCGCAGAUACCUACGCUCGCAUGAUGAAGAAGCCAAGGCG